Molecule: messenger RNA, 1725 nt
Organism: Grammomys surdaster
Lineage: Eukaryota; Metazoa; Chordata; Mammalia; Rodentia; Muridae
Product: zinc finger protein 431-like
Exons: 1
Coding region: 1-1461 (486 amino acids)
Biological process (GO): regulation of transcription by RNA polymerase II
Molecular function (GO): RNA polymerase II cis-regulatory region sequence-specific DNA binding; DNA-binding transcription factor activity, RNA polymerase II-specific
Source: RefSeq, a predicted model, not a curated record
AUGAAGGGGGAACACAUUGAAUGUAAACAAAGUGAUAGAAUCUUAGCAUCUGAUUCCUCUUUAUCAUUAGACCAAAUUAUAUUAAUUCAUACAGAUAAAAAAAUUCAACAGUGUAAUGAAUGUUGUAAAGCUUUCAUAUAUGCCAAUUAUCUUCACAGGCAUGAAAGAGGUCAUACUGGAGAGAAACCCUAUGAAUGUAAUCAUUGUGGUACAGCCUUUGCAACUCAUGGUCAUCUUGAAAGGCAUAAAGGAACACAUACUGGAGUGAAACCUUAUGAAUGUAGUCGAUGUGGUAAAGCCUUUGCAUGGAACUGUCAUCUCCAAAUACAUAAAAGAACGCAUACUGGAGAGAAGCCUUAUGAAUGUGAUCAGUGUGGUGCAGGCUUUGCAAGUCAUGGUCAUCUUCAAAGGCAUAAAAGGACACACACUGGAGAGAAGCCUUAUGAAUGUACCCAAUGUGGUAAAGCCUUUUCACAACACAGUUCUCUACAAGACCAUAUAAGGACACAUACUGGAGAGAAACCCUAUGAAUGUCACCAAUGUGGUGAAGUCUUUGCAUGUCAUAAUCAUCUUCAAGUACAUAGAAAAACACAUGCUGGGCAGAAACGCUACGAAUGCAACCAAUGUGGUAAAACCUUUGCUUUUCACAGUCAUCUCCUAAGACAUAAAAGAACACAUACUGGAGAGAAACCUUAUGAAUGUAAUCACUGUGGUAAAGCCUUUGCAAGUCACAAUAAUCUUCAAAAACAUAUAAGAAGUCAUACUGGAGAGAAACCGUAUAAAUGUAAUCUGUGUGAUAAAACCUAUGCAUGUCACAGUCAUCUCCAAACACAUAAAAGAACACAUACUGGAGAGAAGCCCUACAAAUGUAAUCAAUGUGAUAAAGCCUUUUCACAACAUAUUUCUCUACAAGUCCAUAAAAGAACACACACUGGAGAAAAACCCUAUGAAUGUGAUCAAUGUUGUAAAGCCUAUAGAAGCUACAGUCAUCUCCAAAUACAUAAAAGGACACAUACUGGAGAGAAACCCUAUGAAUGUGAUCAAUGUGGUAAAGCCUUUCCUUAUUACAAUAGUCUCCAAUAUCAUAAAAUAGCACAUUCCAGAGAGAAAUCUUAUGAAUGUAAUCAGUGUGAUAAAGUCUUUUCACACCACAGUUCUCUACAAGUCCAUAAAAGAAUACAUACUGGAGAGAAACCCUAUGAAUGUAACCAAUGUGGUAAAGUCUUUAUACGUCACAGCUAUCUCCAAAAACAUAAAAGAACACAUACUGCAGAGAAACCCUAUGACUGUAACCAAUUUGGUAAAAUAUUUGCACAGCAUAGUACUCUCCACAGCAUCAAAAAGCACAUAUUUGAGAGAAACUCUAUGAAUAUAAUGUGUGACAAAACUUAUGCCAGUCACACACAUCUUCAAAGACAUGAAAGAAUUCAUACUGGAGAGAAACCUCAUGAAUAUAUUUAAUGUGGUGAUGCCUUUGCACAUUUCUGUAAUCUCAAUCAUCAUGAAAGUAUUCAUACUUGAGAGAAAUUCUACGAAUGUAAGCCGUGUGGUAAAGCCUUUGUGUUAUGGUUCCACUUAGAUCCAUCACAAGUCAAACACCAGAUCAAUGCAGAUGACAAGAAUUAAUUGUAAUAAAGCUGCUAUUGACCAAACAGGCCUUUGAACAUAUUCUGGAAGUGUAAUACAACCCGUGUUAUGGAGCUUUUAAGCUUUAAAAGCACAAAC